Rotaria socialis is the source of this 726-nucleotide messenger RNA. NCBI's taxonomy places the organism in Eukaryota, Metazoa, Rotifera, Eurotatoria, Philodinida, Philodinidae. The record is from the annotation of a GenBank genome assembly.
AUGCAAGAAAUUAUUCUGUUUUCUGCUCUCUUAUCUGAAAUGACUUUCACAUGGUACAAUGAACCGAAAAAAUGGUCUGUCAAUCAAACAACUAUCAAUGUUCAUACCGACAAGAAUACUGACUUUUGGCGGAAGACACACUAUGGCUUUGAGCGUGACAGUGGCCAUUUCUACUAUCACUCAUUGCCAGGAGAUCAAUCGUUCACAGCUACCGUAAAUGUACGAGGAAAAUACAACACACUUUACGAUCAAGGUGGUUUAAUGCUGCGUACUGAUGAAAACAAUUGGAUCAAAUGUGGCGUGGAGUAUGUUGAUGGUCAACAAUUCGCUAGCGUCGUCGUAACGGUCAAUGGAUGGUCUGACUGGAGCGUAGUUCCAAUCAAUGCACCAGAAAUUCUAAAACUACGUACUAGAAGAGAAAAGGAAGCCGUUCAUAUUGACUUUGCUGAGGGUGAAGACGGAGAUUUUCAAAUGAUGAGAUUGGCUUAUUUGCCGAUUACAAAGAGAUCAAACGCUAUACUGGUUGGAAUUAUGUGUGCAUCUCCAAAUAAUGCCACACAAGGAUUCGAUAUUAGCUUCGAAGAUUUAAAUAUUACGAUAGACCACUAUACAAAUGGAAGUGUACACUUCGGUAGUUGUUAUACUUUUCUGUUUUUAUUCAUUUCGUUGUUGUUGUCAUUCGAUUUCAAAAAUUCCCUAUUUUUAACAGAAUCCUGGUAUAUGUGA